This is a messenger RNA of Drosophila sulfurigaster albostrigata, 1414 nucleotides long. RefSeq names its product tRNA-specific adenosine deaminase 1 (gene Adat1). Bases 27 to 1301 code for a protein of 424 amino acids. The record is from RefSeq and is a predicted model, not a curated record. The transcript has 3 exons. Gene Ontology annotation, biological process: RNA processing. Gene Ontology annotation, molecular function: adenosine deaminase activity; RNA binding. NCBI's taxonomy places the organism in Eukaryota, Metazoa, Arthropoda, Insecta, Diptera, Drosophilidae.
ACUCACUUCCAUCUCUAUUGUUUCUAAUGUGCUCUCAAGUUGACAACAAACCAACUGUGCAACAGAUUGCACAAUUAUGUUACAACAAAUUCCGCGAAUUACCAAAAACCGGCAAACCCACAAAUGGACAAUGGACAGUAUUAUCAGGAGUAGUGCAGUACAAUAGACGAACACAAACCAGUAAAGUAGUGUCUCUGGCAACGGGAACCAAAUGCAUUGGCCGCACUAAACUUUGUGCCAGUGGAUUCAUAUUAAAUGACUCCCAUGCCGAAGUACUCGCCAGACGUGCGUUUCUCCGGUAUUUAUACUACGAAUUACUGAAAGCCGCCAAGCAACAUAGACAACCACAGGAUAAGGUCGACGAAACAAUAUUCAGCUGGAAGUCAGAUUCAGUUUAUUUUAUGCUCGACAAGGAACUAGAGUUUCAUUUUCUAAGCACACAAACGCCUUGCGGGGAUGCGUGCAUAGUAGAUGAAUCUAUGGAAUCAUUACCAAAACGACAACGACUUGACGUUGAUAACAGGGAUAAUGACUCUGAAACUGGAAUGCCAUUGUGUGACAGCAAUUCAGUUUUUACGGGCGCAAAACUGAUAAAUCAGGACGUAAAGACCGGUGAUGAUUGCAUGCUUCAAACACCGGCGGCUUUACGCACCAAGCCAGGUCGUGGUGAACGUACGCUGUCCAUGUCCUGCAGCGAUAAGUUAUCCCGCUGGAAUGUGAUCGGUAUUCAAGGAGCGCUGCUUGAUAUGCUGAUUGACAAGCCCAUCUACUUCAGUAGUUACAAUUUUAGCUGUAGCUACGCACAUAUUGACAGCCUAAAACGAGCCAUUUACCAACGAUGGCGUGGUAAAAACUGUCCUCAAAGGUGCUGCCCUCCUCAAGAGCCACUGAUUCGAGUUGAUGCGACGCAAAAAUUCGAGUACGCACAACGAGCAGAUUGGCAGCCAUCACCGAGUGGUUUGAUUUGGUCUCAAAUGCCAGAAUUAUUGCGGCCUUUUGAAAUUGCGGUCAAUGGCAAACGCCAAGGCGUUACUAAGAAGCAGUUGUCCACUCCACAAGCCGCAUGUGCAGUUAGUAAAUAUAAGUUACUCCACGGAUUUCUAGAUAUUCUGCACUGCUGCAGCGAGUUGCGUGAAAAGUUGCAGCUGCAAUUGGCUGAUCUGGACAGUUUGUCAUAUGCAAAGUGUAAAAAAAUGGCUGUAGAUUAUCAAUUGGCAUGGUCACAAUUGAAAUCUGAGUACUUCCAACAAUGGACCCAAAAGCCGAACGAUCUGCAAGAAUUUACUAAGCACGCAGCGUGAAAAUGUUGUCCUUCCCCCAAUAGACAACAAAUUUCUGAUGAAGUAUAUUUGAGUUUGAUUCAAAGUACGCCAUCGCAGACGCUCAAUGUAAUCCAUCCAUCUAGUGAAGUUAG